AUGCUACUGGACCUCUUCCUCUCAGUCUGCCCCACCACGCUCACCGUUGACCUCCUCGAGGAGCGCCUCCUAGCAGCGGAGAAGAGCAUAGUCGCUGUAGGAGCCUCUCGUGGUGACCCUCGCACCCCCGUCUUUGAGGGGUGUUCCCCUUCCCCCCUCUUGCCCUCUGUUGCUUCUGCUGCUGCGGCCAACCUCGUUGGUUUCGAGUCGAUCGGCGCUGCGUCUGCCCCUAGCGGGAGACGCCGCACCGGCAAGGGCAAGGGGGGCAAGGGCGCUGGAGGGGCUGGCAGGGGCGGUGGAGGGGGUUGUGGAGGCAGUGGAGGGGGUGGGGGUGGUGGGAGUGGUGGCGGGGGUGGAGGUGUCGGUGGCAGCAGUGGAGGCGGAGGAGGCGGCGGCGGUGGCGGAAGGAGCGGAGGCGGCGGAGGUGGCGGAGGCGGCGGAGGUGGCGGAGACGGCGAAGGUGGCGGAGGCGGCGGCAGCAACGGUGGAGCUGGUCGUAGCUCUGCGCAGAGGAGUGGGUCCGGUGGUGGUCAGCGCCAGCAGCAGCAGCGCACUUGUGAGACCCUGUCCUCUCAGCAGCUUCGUGAAUGGUCGGGGGUCGCUAUCUUUGAUCUAGAUUAUGAUGCUAUUCUUGCUGCCAUGUAUGCUGUGUCUGAUAGUGCUGAGGGCUACUAUUAUCUGUGUGUUCCGCCUGACCCGGGCAUUGCGGCUGCUGCUCUAGGUGCUGGUGAGGCUGCUGCUCUAGGUGCUAGUGCGUGUGCUGCCCCAGGUGCUGGUGAGUCUGCUCUCUCAGGUACCACGUCAGCUCAGGCCUUACACACCUUCACCCUUGACUCGGGUGCUUCCCGUUCCUUAUUUCGAGACCGCACCACACUUACGCCGCUUAGUCGGCCGGUUGCAGUCUCCCUGGCGGACCCCUCUGGGGGUCCUGUCCUUGCUAGCUUCUCCACUGUCUUACCGUGCCCGGCAGCCCCCUCUGGCACCCUGUCAGGUCUCUACCUCCCCUCGUUCUCUACGAACUUGGUGAGUGGAGCUGACCUACAGGAUAGGGGGGUUGACCAGUUCACUCCUGUGAGUCAGCGGGUGACCCAUGUCAGAACAUAUAUGUAG
Molecule: messenger RNA, 1110 nt
Organism: Closterium sp. NIES-65
Lineage: Eukaryota; Viridiplantae; Streptophyta; Zygnematophyceae; Desmidiales; Closteriaceae
Source: the annotation of a GenBank genome assembly